AUGUAUCUGCCCAACUCAUCGUUCCAGAAUGAUCCAAACUAUGAAUCAGCAGUGCAGGAUAUUGAACAGGAGAAGAAGAUGGUGGCUGCUUUGAAACGAUUAUCCAUUGGGAAUCUAAUGCAGUAUGAUCCAGAUCUUCCUCCAGGUUCAAUGGAUGACGUUGAUCCAUUUGCUACAUCUACUUAUUUACAAGCAGGAGGUGGCGAAUUUUACGAUGAAGAUCUAAUACCUCAGCAAUCUCGACACGUUCACCCUUCAUCAGCAUCAACAUCAGCCACGGCAUCAAAAUCACCUUCGAAAUCACCAUCUUCAUCCACAUCACCACAGAGACAAGAGAAUUUGAAAGAAAUGUCACCAGUAAAAAGUAAUACGUCAAGUCCCAUUCGUUCACCACCAUCCCAUUUGCAUGCACCUCCCCUUUCAAAAAGUAAGUCACCUAGUCCUACUAAACGACACAGCUUGGCAAUGGAUAAUGACAGUAUAUUAACAACUGAUGAUGAGUUUUUUGAUGCCGCUGAGGACCAAGUCUAUGACGCAUCAAAUACGAUUUGGGUACCAGCUGAAAUGCAUCCACAAGUCAACCCUGAUUCUUUUAAGACAUUGAUUAAACAUCAAGUGGAAGAGAUCAUAGAUCGUAAUAUCAAGAGAAGAUCAACCAUAUCAAGGAGAUCAACGCUAUCUCGUCAAUCAUCCAUCACAGAGCGUGAAGAAGAGCCAUCAACGGUAAUCAGGGUUCCAAAAUCAGUACAACAAGAACCAUCACAAUCUGACCAGGAUCAACAACAACAACAACAACAACAACAAAUUUCCGGAACACCUUCUUUAAAAUCAUCUAAAUCUUCAUCACCACCUAAGGAUACCCCCAAGGAUACGCCAAAGAGAGAAUCUUGGUACAUCAAACAAAAGAGGUUUUCAAACCCGUCAUUGAGGGAAUUGACAACUGAGUUGCAACAAUUAUCUAAAAUGGCAGGAAUGGAUAAAAGUGAUGCAGUAACAAUUGCCAGAACCUUAUCCUCAAACUCGUUAGGUUAUACAGAUGUUGAAAAAUUGGCAUUUGACGAAUUGAACCACUCCCCACCCCAUGGAGACACAAAUGGGACCUCUUCAAGUACAUUACAUUUACAACAACGGUUACAACAACAGUUUAAUCAAUCCUGGGAUGAGGAUGAACCUGUUGAAGACGAGGACGAGCUGGAGGAGAUAUAUUCAAAUACUUUACCAGUGCAAGGUGUACCUCAUGAUUUUGCAUUGAGGCGAAGUAGACGAACUGAUUAUAGGAAAAAGGAUUUCGAACAUUCAAGUUUACCUGAUAUCCUGCCGUUGAGUGGGAAGCAUGCCAACCAACACAAUAGUCAAUUUCAACAAAGAGGUUAUAAAACGAGAGAUUCUCAACUAUUGUUUAGCUAUAAAAAGUUAAAUGAUGAAUCUCAACAGCAACAAUCACAACCCAUCAGACAUGCAUCGAAAUCACCAUCUCCACACGAUUCAAUCUUGGGAAACUCGUUCUCCACCUCAAGCGCUCCAGGUAGUCCAUAUGUGACAACACCUCAAAUCCUGAACCUUGAAAAUAGACCGGCUCACAAAUCCAAAGAGCUUCCAAAGUCACCCCGGUCAGACCCUUACUUAAGCAAUAGGUAUGGACCAGGAGGGUCGAAUCAAAAGCAUCAAGCUUCACAUAAACAAAAACAAACCAUUCAUCAAUCGGAUAUUCCCUUAGGUGGUCAGUAUCAAUACCGUCUGCGUCAACAAUACCCACAACAGCAUCAAAAUCGUAACGAAAAAGUCUUGCCAGGUUUACCACAGCAAUAUAGGCAACAAUAUGUGUCGAGUUCUCAGGGAAAUCAUCGCAACCAGUCCCCAUUCCAACAGGACAACUUACGUACAGAACAAUUACAGGGGUAUGAAUCUCGUUCAUUACAGAGAAAUGAAAAUCACCAUUUGCCUAGUCAAUCACGCACUAAACCUAAUGGUUCUCAUCACCAUGCAAGGCCAGAGAAGAAACUCGUGUCUGCGUCGAAUACCAAUAUUAACGAUUUCAUGAUUGAUACACCCACCAAACAGUCAAGGAAUCAUCAUAGGAGUUACAAAAGGGCUGAAUCACCUCGUCAUAGCUCACAAAGGCCUCAGCCAGAUGUGCCCAUGUUGUUCCCCAGUUCUAAAGACCGAAAAAGUAUUCGAGUACAGCAGCAGCAGCAGCAGCAGCAAUUGCCACAACAGCAACAACAUAGACUCCGUCAAAAUUCGCGUCCUGAUGCUACCGUACCGGCAAGAUCCAAACAAUUGCAUCAGAAUUUGGAUUUAUUAAGGUCGGAAAUUAAUGAAUUCAAGGAGAGUUUGAACAAGAGUCAUGAUAGUGAUAAGAAGUUGUCGGUGUGUGAAGCAGACACUAGCCGAAUGCAACAACAAUACCCACAGCAGUGUUCAAGCCAACUGAAGGAGUAUCAGCAAUAUCAGCAUAAUGCACAUAAGCUAGUUCCUCAUCAGAAGCAACCACAGCAAAAGCAAAGACUGCAACUACCAAAGAAUAUGCCUGACUCCGAUAUUAGUUUUGAUUAUAGCCUCCAAGACUUAUCUACUGAUGAUCCCUUGGGUAUUGAACAAGAUGCUUUGCGUGAAUUGGGAAGAAAGAAAGAGGGUAAUCAUGGCGAAGGUGAUAAUUUUGAGACAAACGUGGUUGGUGAAGAACAAUUGUCAUCGAGUGGCCAAAAAACCCCCAGUGAUGAAGAAUCACUUAAGCUAUCAACGCCUGAACGUGAGUUACCACUUGAGCAAUCGACACCAGAACAAGAAUUGCCUCUUAAACAAUCUACACCUGAAAAUGAUAUUGUCAAUGUGAAUGCAAAUGACGACUUGUUUGCCAAUAUACCUGAUGUUGAAGUUGAUGAUUUCUCCGAUUUAGAAGACGAGCCAAUUUUUGACACACCAGAAACAAUUGAAAAGACAGGGAACUUUAUCGAUGGACAGCCACCAUUGAAUAAAUUUCAGUUGUCAUCUGAUCAGUCCCUGAGUGCUAAUGAUUACAGUGAAGGAGGAGAUGCAGAACCAGUAGCAAAACUAAAUGAACCAUUUUUGAAAAAUUAUCAUCAAAGUGAUAUGGAGUCAUCAUCGCGAGUUAAGACUAGUUCCAAACCAACAAAAGUCAAUACCAAACUAUUCAAUAAAUCUAAUAUCCAAAUUAUCGAUUCGGAUAACUAUGAAGAAAAGAUGGGAUUUAAAAAGAAGAGUGGAUCAGAUGAUGGCCAGGGUGGUGGUAAAACUUUGAGAGUCAAAAAGAGUUUUGGUAGUAUUUUGUCAGGAGGCGGCAAUUUGGCUCCACCCAAUUCGAAUGAACAUGACUUCGAUGAUGAUAAGAAAUUGAAAAAGAAAAAGAGUUGGAAUUGGUUGAGGGAGAGAUCAUCUAGUUUAUCAUCAGUUGAGUCUAGUCAACACCAGUCAGCAUCAUCGAUUUCUGCUGCAAAUGGUAAAACUCCUAACCAAGGGAGAUCAUUUUCCAACCCCGAGCCAAGAGCAACAAUUGGCAAUAAGGGCUCAAGCAGUAAUAGUACAGCAAGAAAGUCAUCACUUGAACAUGAAGAUGUGGGUUCCGUUCAAUCGGAUAAGGAGAAUGUAUUGUCGAAAUUGUUCAAGAAGAAAUCCAAGGCAAAUUUGUCAAGUAGUAGCGUUAGUUCAUUACAUUCAGAGGAUAGUAAGAAUUCUGGAGUUACUGUCAAUUAUCAUGAUAAUGAGCAGAAAAACGUAAAGAAGAAAACCAGUGGAUUAUUCAAGAAACGAUCAAAGGCGAAAUUGGUCGACCAUAAUAGGGAGAGAUCGCCGUCGUUAUCAAAACAGGAUCAUUUGGUUGGUUCUUUUUUGAGCAAGAAAAGUAUUGAAAUAGUACUGCCCCAAUCAAGCAAACAUGAAGAGGUUGGCGAUGGUGAUGAUGAUGAAAUGGAGAGACAAGUGAAGCUUUUGCAUGAAUUAAAUCCUCAACAGUUGCAAAUGGUCAGAGGCGAAGAUGAAAAAGGAUUUGGCAACAGUGAUGACAAUGAGGGUGACCAUGAUGAUGAUGCGUUUGCUUCAUUUAACGACACUGUGGCUGUAUCAACAACAGGCGAGGAAGAGCACGACAUAAACGAUAAGGCCAAGUUGACAUCUAUUGAUAUAAAUAAUCUUGAUUCUAAUGAUAAUGCAGCUAAAUCGGGAUUAAAGAGUAAGAAACUGACGGUUAAGAAGCAUAAGCGGUACCGUCAUAGAAAGAAGGAAAAGGAGAAUAAUGAGGUAGAAGGUAUCAAAUCAAGAGAUGAUGCUACAACCACUGCACGUCAAAAUGAGUCGGCUGUAGUUGAAGUUACUGCAAUAAAAGAUGAGACUCAACAACAAGCGCCAGAGGAAGAGCCUCAACCAUCAAUUACAAUUGAUCAAGACACCAAUGAUGACUCCGCUGCUGCUGCUACUGCUACCGAUGGCGAAGAAGAUAAUACAACCAAAGAACAAGUACAGCAAUUGCAAAAGAUUGACAUUCAAGAAAAAUUGAAAAAAUCAAUCAAACGUACAUCAAAAGCUAACCAACCAAUUGAAUUCACUGAUUCAGCAUUUGGGUUCCCCUUACCACCACCUUCACAAUCAACUAUAGUUAUGCUUGAUUACCGGUUCCCCGUACAUGUUGAACGAGCAAUUUAUCGAUUAUCGCAUUUGAAAUUGGCCAAUCCUAAACGGUCAUUACGGGAACAAGUGUUGUUGUCGAAUUUUAUGUAUGCUUAUUUGAAUUUGGUUGAUCAUACUUUACAUAUGGAGCAACAAAUGGGAGGUGGCACUGGUGAAGAAGAAGAGGAAGAGGAGGAGGGCGAAGAACAAGAAGAUGGAGGUGGAAGUGGAGAAGAAGAAAGGGUUCGUGGUGAUGAUGAAGAUGAAUCGAUGGUUGAUCGAGAGCAACAAGGGAAAGCACAAGAGGAGAACGAAGAGGAAGAGGAGACUGCACUUGAUCAUUUUGGUACUGAUGGUGGAGUAGAUGUUGACUUUGGAGACGAUGUAGUUAUCGAUGAUUACGAUGUUGGAUUUUCGAGCCAGUCUCACUACAACCAUAGUGGGCAUGAUGAUGAUGAUGAUGACAUGGAAGAAGAAUUGUUGCAUAAUGAAGAAACGAUUCGGAUUACUGCAUAA
Messenger RNA from Lodderomyces margitis, 5139 nucleotides. It is a transcript of the gene ZDS1, whose product is annotated as Zds1p. The transcript has a single exon. Lineage: Eukaryota; Fungi; Ascomycota; Pichiomycetes; Serinales; Debaryomycetaceae. The record is from RefSeq and is a predicted model, not a curated record. Gene Ontology annotation, cellular component: cell septum; cytoplasm. The coding region runs from base 1 to 5139 and encodes 1712 amino acids. Gene Ontology annotation, biological process: establishment of cell polarity; positive regulation of G2/M transition of mitotic cell cycle.